CGGAAUUCCAGGAUAAGAACAAGAAAGCUGCAUGAACUGUCAAGUCUAGGCACGGCUUUAAUGAUGCCAGUGUAAAUGCAAUGUAACAAGUGGCUCCAGAUGGUUUCUUCAUGUAAACACAUACACAUUUAGUGAGGGCGUUCUGUGAGAACAAGAAGGAAUGGGUACCGAAAGCUCGCGAGAUUCGGUGGGCAGGACGGAGAGCUAGCUAAAGCUAAACAGUCUGUCAGAGGCAAAUAAAACUAAAACCAAGCAUAAAGAUGUCUGGACGCUCGGUUCGCGCUGAGACACGAAGCCGCGCUAAAGAUGACAUGAAGAAGGUGAUGGCGGCCAUUGAGAGGGUCAGAAGAUGGGAGAAGAAAUGGGUCACUGUCGGAGACACAUCUUUGAGGAUAUUCAAAUGGGUACCAGUGGUGGAUACAAAAGAAGAGAAGAGUAAGGUGGUCCCGGCUGGAGCAGUCAGGGAGCUGAAUAUCUUCUCCACAGAUCCAGCCUCAGAAAACACACAUUCAAGUCAUCUGGAUUUUGAUGAGAACAGUAACCAGAGCUCUCUGUCUGAUGCGUACCAGCCCAAAGUGGACAGCAGCAGUAACUCUAGCCCCCAGCCUAGUGAACCUCUGAGCCCCAAGAACCUGUGUGACUUCCGCACAGAUGACUCACAGCCCCCGACUCUGGGCCAGGAGAUCAUGGAGGAGCCGUCAUUGCCAAGUGAACUGGCUGACGAACCUCCGUUGCUGAUUAAAGAGGACUUGUUGCCCCUCACUACUCAGGAGGAAGAGGAGUGUUCUGGAGCUCCGCCACUGAAGAGGGUGUGUUCUGAGCAGAACUCCAUCCUGCAGAGCUCCUCAAUGAUGAGCUAACACACUGCACAUAGCGUCAGGCUCGGACCCAAAUCACUUCAUGCACUUUGUUGAAUCAAAUUUUUUUGAUUUGGUAAAAUUGUCUGUCAUUUUCAAUGACAGACAUUUCUGGUUCAUAAAUUGAACAAAACAUUUUAAACAAAUUGAACUCCCAACUAAUUUGCUGAUUUUAAAAUAAAAAAUGCUUUGAACCAGGCCCUGCUUAGCUUUUAGUCAGCGAGUUACACGACUGCAAGUCUAUCCUCCGAUGACUGCAAUAGAUACAUUUUAAAGACCAGACAUACUUGUUAUGAUUUUAUAUUGAAUCUCUUUCAAAGUGAUUUUGUUUUUCCCUUAAAGGACCCAUGAAUAUGUAGUUUAGUUGACACUGUUUAGUUUCAAUGGAUUAACAGCGGAAUACAAAACCAAAGCACUCCACCACCAUUCUCCCGAGGUAGUGCAGUCCGGUAGGUUACAUGUAUGCCCCUUUUUUUUAUUUUUUUAUUUAUUUGGGAGAUACCGUUUUCUGUCUACAAAAUAUAACUUUUUCCUUAAACUAUUUAUUGCAAGGCAAUGACAGGAAAUGUAUUAAGUAAUAGUUGAAUUAAGCUAUGGUCAGUGUUGUAGGUUUUAAGUCUGAUUGGCUCUAUUUUGAAUGCAGCUUCAUAUUGUGCCAUUGACACUUGUUUACUCAAUGCUAGCUGUCAGGAUCUUUUGUCGGUUUUGCCGAUUUCUAAAUCAAGUUUUAUAUCCGUCCAUCCAGGACACGCUGGUGUGCAAAUCAAACGCACUAAGUUUAACAUUGUAGAAUGUUUAAAAAUUACAAGUACUGUAUGUGAUGUUUUUGAAUUUACUUAAAUGAUGCUACUAGGUCCUUAUUUUUUUGUUAUUUAACUCCUAAAGAUGUUGUCUCAGUUAUUUAAGUAAAAGUUCAUUUGUAAAAUGAACACAGAUUGUUUCAGUCUAAAAUCUGUCUUGAGUUAUCGUCUUUAGUAACCCAAGGAAGCACUUGUCUUUCUCAGAUAUGUUUUAUGUCAUAUUUUACUUGAGUGAAAUUAGGAAAUUUAAUUGAUCAGGUUAGCAUGUACACUGACUAUUUGAUGUUAUUUUGGAGUGAUUGUAAUACUUAAUAGUAACCAUUUAUUUAUAGUACCCGUCAAAAGUUUGGACACCUACCCAUUCAAGGGUUUUUCUUAAUUUUUUACUAUUUUCUACAUUGUAGAAUAAUAGUGAAGACAUCAAAACGAUGAAACAACACAUAUGGAAUCAUGUACUAACCAAAAAAAAAGUGUUAAACAAGUUAAAAUAUAUUUUAGAUUCUUCAAAGUAGCCACCCUUUGCCUUGAUGAAAGCUUUGCACACUUUGCAUUCUCUCAACCAGCUUCAUGAGGUAGUCACCUGGAAUGCUUUUCCAACAGUCUUGAAGGAGUUCCCACAUAUGCUGAGCACUUGUUGGUUGCUUUUCCUUCACUCUGCGGUCCAACUCAUCCCAAACCAUCUCAAUUGGGUAGAGGUCGGGUGAUUGUGGAGGCCAAGUCAUCUGAUGCAGCACUCCAUCACUCUCCUUCUUGGUCAAAUAGCCCUUACACAGCCUGGAGGUGUGUUUUGGGUCAUUGUCCUGUUGAAAAACAAAUGAUAGUCCCACUAAGCGCAAACUAGAUGGGAUGGCGUAUCGCUACAGAAUGCUAUGGUAGCCAUGCUGGUUAAGCGUGCCUUGAAUUCUAAAUAAAUUGCAGUGUCACCAACAAAGCAACCCCACACCAUCACACCACCUCCGUGCUUCACGUUGGGAACCAGAUUUCCACCGGUCUAAUGUCCAUUGCUCGUGUUUCUUGGCCCAAGGAAGUCUCUUCUUCUUAUUGGUGUCCUUUAGUAAUGGUUUCUUUGCAGCAGUUUGACCAUGAAGGCCUGAUUCAGGCAGUCUCCUCUGAACAGUUGUUGAGAUGUGUCUAUUACUUGAACUCUGUGAAGCAUUUAUUUGGGCUGCAAUCUGAUGUGUAGUUAAUUGUCAAUUUCUGAGGCAGGUAACUCUAAUGAACUUAUCCUCUGCAGCAGAGGUAACUGGGUCUUCCUUUCCUGUGGUGGUCCUCAUGAGAGCCAGUUUCAUCAUAGCGUUUGAUGGUUUAUGUGACUGCACUUGAAUAAACUUUGAAAGUUCUUAAUUUUCUGAAUUAGCUGACCUUUAUGUCUUAAAGUAAUGAUGGACUGUCAUUUCUCUCUUGCUUAUUUGAGCUGUUCUUUCCAUUAAUAUGGACUUGGUCUUUUACCAAAUCGGGCUAUCUUCUGUAUACCAACCCAACCUUGUCACAACACAACUGAUUGGCUCAAAUGCAUUAAGAAGGAAAGAGAUUACACAAAUGUACUUUUAAGAAGGCACACUUGUUAAUUGAAAUGCAUUCCAGGUGACUACCUCAUGAAGCUGGUUGAGAGAAUGCCAAGCGUGUGCAAAGCUGUCAAAGGCAAAGGGUGGCUCCUUUGAAGAAUCUAAAAUAGAAACUAGGUUUUGAUUUGUUUAACACUUUUUUUGGUUACUAAAUGAUUCCAUAUGUGUUAUUUCAUAGUUUGUCUUCACUAUUAUUCUACAAUGUAGAAAAUAGUAAAUAUUUUUUUAAAGCCUGGAAUGAGUAGGUGUGUCAACUUUUGACUGGUACUGUGUAUAUAUAUAUAACAAAAAUAUAUAUUUUUUUCUCUGACAAUCGACAGCAAUUACACUCAAGUUUGGCAAAUAGAUAAGUGUGUUGCGUUGUGGUUUGCCAUUUAUGAAAGAGAUGCUGUAAUAUUUGGGACUGGGCGACAAAAGUUAACUCCCGCAAUAUCGCUAGUUAUUACUAAUUUGUAACAGUUAUAAUUUUCAGUCUUAUUACUUCAUUGUACUGUUAGUCUCUUGAAUAGACAUGAUUAUUUCAAGUGAUGCCAGUAUGUUGAAUGGGCCACUAAAAUUAAGGCAUUAACAAGGUGAUGACUUCUGUAUCCACAUUUAAAUGACCACCUUGCAGAUUAAUUUGGGAUGGUAGGCUUAUUCUGCUAAUGGAUUAUUUUAUUUUUUAAGAAGGAUGUUUGGAGAAGAGUUUGUAAAGAGUACUUUGUAUUUUAUUGUAAUUUUCCAAGUACAAAUUAUUUUAUAAAGGCGUAUGGAUUUGGAAAUCUGCAGAUUCUAUUGUUUUGAUUUUCUUUUUGAAUACACAUAUACCAUGUGGUUUAGUGAAUGGGUUUGAUUGAAGUGUUAUAUGCCUUAAGAAAAGUGUUGUACAUCAGUUCUACAUCGGGUGAACUAGGCCAUAAAGGGAUCUUUCCAAUAGAUGGCGCUAGAGUGCACACAACCAAUUCCAUCAGUUGACAGUCUACCUUGCUCUGGUGUGUGCUUAAAUUAUUUAAAGUUUAAACAUUACACACACAAGCAUGUACGGGUAAUUAAGUAAUCUAGGCAAGCCAGAACCAAAUAUUGCGUGAGCGCUAUGUUUUUGUCCGUCACGAGAGACGUGUGACAUGAAUCUAUGUUUACAGAUCGGAUAGUACUGUAAGGACUCUAUUAAAUCCGUAUCGUGGAAGUUUAGCGUUACAUUUAAAGGUAAUGUUCCUGCAUUAGUGGAGACUGCAUAUGUCGGCUCAAUCGGAAAUUACCGUUACAUUUCUAUUGCUUCAGCGAUACAGAUUUAAUAGAGCCCUAGAUCUAAUCAUGUCAUAUAUGCAUGAAGAAUUCAUCAACUGGUGGCACUACUGAAAAUCGAUUAUGAUACAUGUUUCUGUCUGUACACAAUUGAUUAAAUAAACACACUGUUAAGUUA
Salvelinus fontinalis (brook trout) is the source of this 4624-nucleotide messenger RNA. Its product is annotated as B-cell CLL/lymphoma 7 protein family member B-A-like. Lineage: Eukaryota; Metazoa; Chordata; Actinopteri; Salmoniformes; Salmonidae. The record is from RefSeq and is a predicted model, not a curated record. The transcript has 6 exons. Bases 261 to 860 code for a protein of 199 amino acids.